Messenger RNA from Funneliformis mosseae, 1329 nucleotides. The record is from the annotation of a GenBank genome assembly. NCBI's taxonomy places the organism in Eukaryota, Fungi, Glomeromycota, Glomeromycetes, Glomerales, Glomeraceae.
AUGAUAGUUCCUUCCUUACCACAUGAAUGCGUUGAACAUAUUUUAUAUUUUGUCAAGCAGAAUAAUCGAGGAUUAUAUUCUUGUCUUCUCGUAAACAGAAUAUGGUGUAGGAUUACCAUUCCAUUAUUAUGGAGUAAUCCAUUCGAAAGGGAAAUCAAAUUAACCUCUCAAAAAUAUUUAUUUUUAAAUAAUUAUUUCAUAAAUCUAAAUGAAGAAGAAAAUUCGGCACUCAUUGAAUUAGAAAAAGGGAUUCCUUCUUACCGUAGACCAAUAUUUGACUACAUAAAAUACUUGGAAAUUGAAGAUUUUGACAUUCAAUUUCCUUCCAUAUUAUAUCCGGAUAAUGCCAUGAAUUACGUUGGAGCGAUCAUUAAAAAUCAAAACAACAUCAAAUCAUUAAAGAUCAAUCUUCCUCGAAAUUGGGCUUUACCAUUUCAACGAAAUUCACUUCGAAAUUUAAAUUUACUGGAUUUAACGAACUUCAAGAUCCAUUUGAAUGAUAUCUUAUCAUCACUCCCUAACAAUCAAUUGACAGAAUUAUAUUUCAAAAAUUGUAAAUUGAAUAUAGAUGCGGAUUCAUUAUCAAUCAAACAAGUACCCAUUUGCAGUUUACAAAUUACCGAUGAUGAAGGUUUCGAGAAACAAUAUUUGAUCAUUCAAAUGGCAGGGAAAUAUUUGAAAAAAUUACACCUUAAUAGUUUAAACGUUGAAACUGUUAAGACGAUGAUUAAUUAUUGUCCAAACAUUAUAGAUUUCACGUUGGAUCGUUUGAUAAAGAGAGACAUUCCACUUUUGUUUGGAAUUUUAGAUAAUUUGAAACUUCAAAAGAUUUCUUUGUCGUUGAUUUAUGAUAGUUCUUACGAGUUGAAUUCUUCAGUAAUAUUUGAUAGUCUGGCAUCACAUUUACCUUCUACCUUGACGAAAUUAUAUUUAGAAGGUAGCAAUUACACCGCUAAUGAAAUUUAUAACUUCCUGGGAAAUUAUAGCGGUUCUUUAACCUAUUUAAUUAUCUAUGAUAAAUUCCUUUUUAGAAAUCCAAAAGAAAAGUUACAAGUAUUUUUUAAUUUUAUGUCAAACAACUACAGUUUAAAGGUUUUUGGUGUUGAAUUUAAAGAGAAAUUGUAUGAUGUAUAUUCAAUUCAAGAUCUUAAUAACUUUGGUCAUAGUUUUAUUAAGAGAGAAAAUUCUAUUUGUAAUGACAUCAAUUCUUUUAGACAUUUUAAAGUGUUUCGGAAGGAGAAGGGUAUUUAUGGGAUUUAUAUGAUUUCAACAUCCGAAUUACAUAACUUUAUUGAAUAUGAGCAUUAUUCUCUUACUUUAAAUGAGUGA